Molecule: messenger RNA, 2771 nt
Organism: Camellia sinensis
Lineage: Eukaryota; Viridiplantae; Streptophyta; Magnoliopsida; Ericales; Theaceae
Source: RefSeq, a predicted model, not a curated record
UUUGUUGUACGGAGACUGAGCCACAUAAAGAGAGCUGUGAGGCCUGAGGUUAGUAUGAAGCUGAAACAGCACCGGCAACAGCUGGCACAGCCGGAGUCCGACAUGGUGGAAAUGGGUUUUAUGGUGUUCAACGGCGGAGCACGGUGGUUGUUGGUGGAGCAGGCGUGCCGUGGAAGGAGGUUGUGGCGGCGGAGAAUGGGUCGACGGUUUUCAGGGUGGAUUUGGUGACGGCGGUGAGAUUCAAGAUCUUGGCUUGGAAGACCAAGAAGCAUAGAUUGGCUGUGGGUGCUGACGUUGAAGUCAACGACUUGGGUGAGAAAGCCUAUAAGAAGGGUAUAAGGCUCAGGUCCGGCGCACCGGAGAGACGGUGCUAUCGUGCGCGGUUGGGGCUGGUUGUUGUUUUUACUUUUUUAAAUUUGGCCCUUUUUAUUUAGCAUCGAUAAUCUCUCUCUCUCUGUCUGUCUCUCUCUCUCUCUCACUUUUGUUUAAUUUUGCGGUGAUGAUUACGUUGGAUUGGAUAGUGUAUUGUUUUUAGAUAUUUUUCUGUCGACUGUGAUUUUGUAUUUUUUUUUUUUUUACCCCUUUUUCCUAUAAUUGUAAUUUUUUUUUGGUACCCUUUUUUCCUUAUUAUAGGAGGAAGAUAUUCCACGUAAAGGUUUUUUUGUUUUUUCAAUUGAAUGUGAUGAUGCUAAUUUCAUUUGAAUAAUCUAUAUCUAUAAGCUAUCUAUAAAAGAACGCAAGCAAACAAUUCGCUUGAAUCUAACACUGUUUAGUUGUGAAUUUGAGAAAGUAAUAGGUAGUUAUAUUUUAUUUAAAAUUUCUUUUUCAAAUCAUCAAACCAAGCAGUGUUUUGGAAAAAUGAUUAAAAAUUAGUUUUUAAUUUUUUUUUAAAUUUGUUUUUGAAAAAAAAUGUGUAAAAAAUAUAAAAGUGAUGUAAUUCAAAAUAAGUUAAAAAUUAAUUUUUGACUUUUUAUUGUAUUUUCAAAUUGGCACUAACAAUAUAUUUGAUCAGAGAAUUUGAAAAAAUUCAAAGAAAAAAGAGAAAAAAAUGUGUGAAAUCAAACACAUUAACAAUAUAUUUAGUUGAAGGAUUUGAAAUAGAGAUUUGAACCAGAAAAAAAUGUAAAACUAAAUAAGAUAUAUUUGGUCUGUAACUGGAUGUUUCUCCUCAUUAGUCCAUACUUGAGUCCGUGUGUUUUGUUGGUUUCUUGUCCCCCCAAUAGUGGGAGUCCCUAUGUGAUGCAGAACCAAGCAGAGAUUCCAAGUGUUGUGAACUAUUUGGACCUUCAUAUUGGCAAAGUGGUGCUUCCAUGUGGUUUGCAUCAGAAUAGCUGGGAAUGGUGUUUGACCUUGAGAAGGGAUCCACCUUAUAUAUUGAUCUUGCGAAAUCUAACUCGAGAUCUAAGCGCUCAAGAUUUGAUGAUGAAAAACCUGGAUUGGAGAAGAGAAUUAAAGGAUUUUCAAGGGGCAUUCUUGAUACUGACGUAUAUGCGUAGCAAAAUCAUGAUGAUUGAUGACUGUAUAUCCAUAUCCUUGAUAGGAUCAGCUAAUAUAAAUGACAAGAGUUUACUUGGAUCAAGAGAUUCUGAGGAAAUUUGGUGGGGCACUCAUUCAUAGGGAUCAAGAAUGCUUGGAGAUUUCAUUACCAGAGGAAUUGUCGGGUUGGUUCUUGGGGAUGCAUACAUUCAGUGUUUCAAGACUAUCAACAAGAACAUGAUUGAGCUCAAAGAGGUUCGAUUCUGGUGUAAAUACUGGGUUUAGGAGGGCUCACCACAUGGGUUCUAAUUCUAAAUUAGUUGUUGAUUUCAUAGAAGGUUCAUCAGGGGUUCAUUUUCUGGAUUUCACUUGGAUGGAUUGGAGCCAAGAACUUCAGAGGUGGAGCAACCGACAACAUCAGCAGCUGAACAUGUGCAUAAGCAACCUUUUGUCAUUGGAGUUGCUGGAGGUGCAGUAUCAGGAAAGACUACAGUUUGUGAUAUGAUUAUUGAGCAGCUUCUUGAUCGAGUGAAGAUCCUCCCCUUGUGCUCCCUCCUUGCACUCCCUCCUUGCAGGGCCUUCGGGCCCACUUUUAGGCCCAAUUUUGAUAAUCCGAACCGUUCAUAUUUUAAGAUUUAUUCAGUAUAUCAUACCUGUAAAAAAUCAAGUUGAUCGGAUUUCAAAAAGCAUGUGUUCAGAAAAAUCGAACUAAAAACUAUUUUUUAAAAGAAUUUAAUAAACAGUUUUCCGAACACAUGCUUUCUGAUAUCCGAUCAACUUGAUUUUUUACAGGUAUGAUAUACUGAAUAAAUCUUAAAAUAUUAACGGUUUGGAUUAUCAAAAUUGGGCCUAAAAAUGGGCCCGAAGGGCCUGCAAGGAGGGAUGCAAGGAGGGAGUGCAAGGGGAGGAUCCCAAUUCGUUGGACUCUCAACAUUGAGAAAGGUUAUAUGUCUGACAUGGUUCGCUAGACAUGCUCCCAUUAUAUAUGCUUAAAGUCAAGGUAACUAUAUAACAAUGCAUUAGACAUCAAUUUUAUGUGUAAAGUUCCCUACAUUAGUUUGUCCACACUACUUUUAUUCUGAGAAGAUAAAAAUAAAUUUCUUAUUUGAAAUCUAGCUAUGUCUUAGUGUCCUUGAACAAUGAGAAUUAGAUGAACCAGAUACUUAGACACAUACCCUCACCAACAUGCGACUCAUGUAAUAUGGACCUCUCUUUCUUCAUUGGGCAAAUAGAUAAAGUUCGUUGGUAUGAUUUUUUCAUCACCACCACCUCCUUUGUAUCAUCUUUCAUUUUUU